AGUUAAAUUUUCUUUAAGAAUAUUUUUGUUUUUUUGAAUGAUUUCAAAAUGUCGUCGUCGUCGUCGUCGUCAAAUGAAGUACAACACAGUGUAACGAAUAAUUCAAAUGUAUCAAAAGUUGUCAUUAACGAAUGUUUAUCUAACGAUUUAUCAAAUGAUAAUGAAGAAAUGAUUAAUCAAGUUAAGGGAUGUUAUGAAAGUUUACCCAAUCGUAUUGUUCAUGAACAAUUUUUAAAGGAUUUUAUAGAUGUCAUUUUGGAUAAAGCUGUUUUCGAGGGUACAUUGAGGAACGAGAAAGUGGUUGAAUGGGUUGAACCAAAGACCCUAUCUUCUCUAAUAGAUUUGUCCUUGCCAAUGAAUGGAGUACCCCAAGAAGAAUUAUUAUCAUUAACACGAAAUAUUAUUAAGUACAGUGUGAAAACGGGUCAUCCACAUUUCGUCAAUCAACUGUUUUCCAGCGUGGAUCCUUAUGGUUUAGCAGGUCAAUGGUUGACCGAUGCUUUGAACCCCUCCGUUUACACUUACGAGGUAUCACCGGUAUUUUCUUUGAUGGAGAAUGAAGUGUUGAAAGAAAUGAGGAAAAUAAUUGGUUGGGAAGAUGGUCAAGGUGAUGGGAUAUUUUGUCCUGGUGGUUCAAUGGCCAAUGGUUAUGCCAUCAAUUUGGCGCGUCAUUAUAAAUUCCCGGAGUACAAGGAAACUGGUUCGACUGAGGUUUCUAGGCUGGUGAUAUUUACAUCUGAGGAUGCUCAUUAUUCUGUUAAAAAAUUGGCAGCUUUUCUUGGUAUUGGUACUAGUAACGUUUACUGCGUUAAAGUUGACGAACGUGGUAAAAUGUGUUUAAAGGAUUUGGAAUUACGUGUUAACGAAGUACUGUGUCAAAAGGCUGUACCCUUGAUGGUAUCUGCAACAGCUGGUACCACCGUUUUGGGUGCAUUCGAUCCACUUAAAGAAAUAGCUGACAUUUGUAAGAAAUACGACAUGUGGUUCCACGUAGAUGCAGCUUGGGGUGGGGGUGCAUUGAUGUCGACGAAGUAUCGUUUCUUGCUCGAUGGUAUUGAACUGGCUGAUUCGAUUACUUGGAAUCCUCACAAGUUGCUUGCAGCACCACAACAAUGUUCAACCCUUUUGGUACACCACGAAGGUUUAUUGGAAUCGGCGCAUGCCUCCAAAGCGAGCUAUUUGUUUCAACCUGACAAGUUUUACGAUACUUCUUACGAUUCUGGUGACAAACAUAUACAAUGUGGCAGAAGAGCUGACGUAUUGAAAUUUUGGUUAAUGUGGAAGGCCAAAGGUACAAAUGGUUUUGAAAAACACAUCGAUCGUGUGUUCGAAUUGUCACAAUUUUUUACGAAUUACAUUCGCCAACGAGAAGGAUGGAAGCUCAUAUUUGAGCCUGAAUGUACCAACGUUUGUUUCUGGUAUACACCACCAUCGAAACGUCAUUUAAAAGGCGAACAAUUGUCCAAUCUUUUGCAUAAAAUUGCUCCAAUUAUCAAAGAGCGUAUGGUCCGUAAAGGAUCAAUGCUAAUCACGUAUCAAUCCUUACGUAAUCUUCCUAAUUUCUUCAGACUCGUAUUACAAAAUUCUGGACUGACUAAAACUGACAUGAGAUUUUUUGUCGAUGAAAUAGAAAGGUUAUCCUCUGAUCUCUGAAAUGAUUUCUUUCAAUAUUUCUCAAAGUAUCAAAAUUCAUUUCUUUUCUUUUCUUUUUUUUUUUCAAACUACUUAU
This is a messenger RNA of Polistes dominula (European paper wasp), 1729 nucleotides long. It is a transcript of the gene black, whose product is annotated as glutamate decarboxylase-like protein black. Gene Ontology annotation, cellular component: cytoplasm. Gene Ontology annotation, molecular function: pyridoxal phosphate binding; carboxy-lyase activity. The record is from RefSeq and is a predicted model, not a curated record. Gene Ontology annotation, biological process: carboxylic acid metabolic process. Lineage: Eukaryota; Metazoa; Arthropoda; Insecta; Hymenoptera; Vespidae.